CCUCCGUGUGACAUAAUCUUUUGAGCAGUUGGAGAGUCGGAACUGGACGGCACAUUGAAAACUGGACUAGUUUCGUUUAUUAUUACGUACAGUACAGACAUGUCAAGAGUCUGUUGUAACUUUACUAUACUUCUAUUGGCCAUUCUUUUGGCAAUAACAUACACCACCUCUUUACAACAUCCAAUAGUGGUUGAAGAUUAUGAUUACAAUGAACAUCAAAAUUUCCAACCAAUAGUAAAAUUUGAUAAACCGAUUGUCGUAAAGGCCAUUGAAAAGUCAGAAAAGCAACAAGAUUUUAGUAAAAUUCCUGGAAUUCCCGGUGUAGAUUUUCCCCUAUAUCAUACCGUACCUCCAACAAGUUUUUCUUGUGCACACGUUCCAUUCGUACCAGGAAUGUACGCGAAUGUGGAAACCGGUUGUCAGGCAUAUCACAUUUGUCAUGAUGGUCGCGAAGGUCAUCAAGGUGCAUCUUUUCUCUGUACUAAUGGAACUCUUUUCAAUCAACAAGAAUUUGCUUGUGAUUGGUGGUAUAAUGUAAAUUGUGCAGAUGCGCCAUAUUUAUAUAGGUUAAAUUUAGACCCAUUGAAGAAUCCUUAUAUACCAAAGAAGAAACAGGAAAUAAUUCGGAAGCAAAAUAUGAGAAUCAUUGUGUAUUGAAAUUUGUAAUCUAUAUCCUAAAUAUAGAUUAGGAAGUGCCAGUUAUACAAAUUUAAAUUACUGAAACGCUGCGAAAUGUUUUACUGCUUGUAAAAGUUGUUUCUCAUAAAUGUGUUUAUACUUACAAAACAUUUUCUUAUAUUUUACUAUAGGGAAGAUUCUUUUUUAUGCAAAAUGUUCUGUAUUUAAAAAAA
This is a messenger RNA of Frieseomelitta varia, 851 nucleotides long. RefSeq lists its product as uncharacterized. Gene Ontology annotation, molecular function: chitin binding. NCBI's taxonomy places the organism in Eukaryota, Metazoa, Arthropoda, Insecta, Hymenoptera, Apidae. The coding region runs from base 100 to 657 and encodes 185 amino acids. The record is from RefSeq and is a predicted model, not a curated record. Gene Ontology annotation, cellular component: extracellular region. The transcript is spliced from 4 exons.